Molecule: messenger RNA, 2031 nt
Organism: Phytophthora sojae
Lineage: Eukaryota; Oomycota; Peronosporomycetes; Peronosporales; Peronosporaceae
Exons: 1
Coding region: 1-2031 (676 amino acids)
Source: RefSeq, a predicted model, not a curated record
AUGCUCCCGUCGUGGAAAGGCCUCACUGGCGGGCAAUCGAGGUCAAAGCGGAAGUUCACUAAGUGGCAGAUUUUCAACGUCGUGCGGCGCCUUGUGGUGAUCGCCGCCGCGUGCCAGUAUAUCUACAUUUCCAUGCUGGCCACUUGGUGCACAAUGGAGGUGCUACGUUCGAUGCCCAAUCCGACUCAAGUAUUUGGAGUUUUCACUGCAUCGCUCAUCGCUGACUACGCAGGUGACGGUCUCAUUCGCGACAGCCCGUUGGUGGAUAACGUGUUGGAUGGGGAUACAACGCCCCGAGACUACGUCAUUUAUCUCGAGUCCAAGAGCCAAGUCUCGACCGAAAACUGUUCGCAGGUACCGCUAUUCAACGCCAACAUUUACAACCACGGCUUCCUCACGCACAUGUACACGCAAAUGAUGAAUGAUACGAGCUACAACACAAGUGUUCUUACGGAUCUAGAGCUUGUCGUAGUGGUCGUAGACUGCAGCUCAACACAGCUGAACAACGGAGAUCCGUCAAUUGUCCGGGUUUACAAUGUAGCGCGGUCACGUGACGACCCAACCGAUGUGUACUUGGUCAUGGUGUCGCUUUCGAUUCAAGACUACCAGAUGUGGUCGUACAAGAAGUCUGGCCCAGCUCUCGUAGGUAUGAUUGCUGUGAUACACGACAUACAGGGGGAUAUCACCAAGCAGCUCUACAUGAUGGCGCCCACGUAUCCGUAUCAACGCUCGCUGGACUUCGAGAUCUACGAGUUCAUCAGGAUAACAGAGGAAAGCUGUCGAGAGUUGCGGAGUAUCCCAAAAGAUCCAACGACACAACCUGUGAAGCAUUUGGUCACAUCGAGGAAGCGUGGGUUCUACGACGGCGAUGUCCAGUCCAAUAUUCACUCCAUGUACUCGCACCUGGAUGUGACGAAUGCUAGGAGCGCGCUGUAUGAGUGGGAGUGGCUGGGAGAGGCCAUCAUCGAGGACUCGUGGGCGUGGGUGCACGGCCUUCACUUCAUCUUCGGCAUGCAGACUUUCUUCUCGCUACUUGUAUUAUUCCUCGUGACAUACCAGAACAUUCGCAGUGGUAAGAUUUGGAUUGGGGCUCCGUUUGCCUCGACAUCGACUGCAACAUUUGUGACACGAGGCAUACUGGUGGUCAUAUCGUGGUAUGUGAACUCGUUCUGGACGCUUUUCGAGUUCGCCAUGUCCAAUGCUGCCAUACUCUCAGGCAGUGAAGGGAUGUACGUCCACAAGGAGCUUGUACACGCCGAUGUUCUCGUCGUAUACCUCGGUUUGGUGGCGUUCCUGAGCUGGAUGAUUCGCGAGCGAAUCGACCCCUCAGUCGCCAUCUUUCUGUUCGAGAUCAUCCACAAGCACCGGCUCAGCUUUAUCCGCAUCUCACCUUCCGUGCUGCACGAGAUCGUGACGAACUCAAAUAGCGUAUUUCGCCUCGGAGUUGCUGCUAAGACACCCGUCGUAGCUGCGAUGGCCCCGCUGGACUUCUGGUCCGCCUUCCAGAUCCCUAAAAAGGACGCUACGUUUCUCGCUGCUUCAUUCUUCCCCAAGAUCAGUCUCUUGGCAAUCGUCAUUUGCUAUGCCCUCUUACGAAAGGUUUACCGGCAUUUCUACCCGGAAGAGAUCCACCAAAGAUCGACCCGAAGCACGAACCGGUCGACGAACGAGAACGCUGCGAUUGCGCAGAAAGGGAAUUUAACCAACUUCGAGAUCUCAACAGGCGCAGAGCUGCAGACGCGCUUCGGGAUCAUCUCGGAUUACAAGAACUACGUGUAUUUCAAAGGGAUGAAGUUCGCGUCAGCCGACGGGGUCUAUUGCUCGGGGUAUGUCAUCGUGAAUGGGAGGUACUUGGUAAGUUCGAAGCACCUGAUGGCGGUCGUCAUGAUGAAGUUGGUGGGAGCGCGCUUCACCAACGUCUACGCGUAUGAAGUGGAAGGAAACACGGUGAAGGACACUGCCAGGCUGGUGUUUCCCGAUACUUUUACGUGGUUCGAGUUGUGGCAUUUGAAUGUCAACGUGCUGCUUUAG